Messenger RNA from Aspergillus niger, 3837 nucleotides. RefSeq lists its product as hypothetical. The record is from RefSeq and is a predicted model, not a curated record. Gene Ontology annotation, cellular component: nucleus; U2 snRNP. Gene Ontology annotation, molecular function: U2 snRNA binding; protein binding. The coding region runs from base 1 to 3837 and encodes 1278 amino acids. Lineage: Eukaryota; Fungi; Ascomycota; Eurotiomycetes; Eurotiales; Aspergillaceae. Gene Ontology annotation, biological process: mRNA splicing, via spliceosome. The transcript is spliced from 5 exons.
AUGGCUACAUCAGGAAGCGGUGCAGGAUUAGCCGUAACUACUUCGGCGACCGGAGAUUCUAUGGACAUCGAGACAGAGAACAUAUAUUCUGCAUCCCAGGCAAAAAUUGGGCUAUUGUCACAUACUCUAGUAUCGAGUCCUAUCAUCCAGUGGAUCCUCCCCGCGCACCUCAGAAGCAAAGACCAAAAUGAUGUCGUCUUCGUGGGUGAGCGGCAUUUGCAAAUCAAAGAAGCGGUAUCGGGGGUUCACUUGGAGGAGGUCACUACCAAAAGUGACUUCGACUCAUGUAUCAUGGCAGCAAAGGUCGUUAAUGUCAGCACCGAAUUGCCUUGGGAAGAGGAGAUGAAGCUUGGGGCGAGCAAUUCGACACUGCGCGCGAACUCGGACUUGCGCCAGGACCUUCCUCCACAAAUAUUGGUUCUUAGCCUUGCUUCGAAAGAGCUAGUAUUUCUAUAUUUUUCGAACGCGAGUGGCCAUUUUGUCUACCAUCGUCGGCCGCUGCCAAAUGAUGUCAGUGCUUUUGAACGAUUCGGCCGGAAUAUUGCUGUGGAACCAAGGUCUCGUGCGGUAGCUGUUAGUGCUUCAAGUGACUAUUUUGGGAUCUUCGUCCUGAAGAGACCGCCGGUCAUCCAAGCACAGAUGACCCAAAAUAGACUAGACCCUAUAGCAGAGGAGCGCUUCUUCCGCGUUGAAGGCGAUAUCAUUGCCAUGGAAUUCCUGUAUCCAAAGUCUGAAGACGGUGACAAGAUUACUUUACUACUAUUGGUUGCUCAGGAUCAGUUGACACAGGCUGUUUGUUACGAGUGGGAUGCCAACGAGUCUUUACGCCAGGCUACCCCACGGGUGACCAAAAAAGUAUUGCCGCUGGAGGAUAGGCUUCCCACAAUGUUGAUUCCAUUGACUAAGACCUCUUCAUUCAUGCUCGUCACGACAACAUCGAUAACGGUAUACCAAAAUAAGCUUGACCCUCAAAGACUCCCUAGCAGAUACCCGCUCCCUGUCUAUGAAAAAGAAUCUCAGAAGUCACCGCUCUGGACCAGAUGGGCAAGGCCGUUGCGCAACUGGUUGUACAAUCAGAAGCAUGAUGACAUUUACCUCUGUCGCGAGGACGGUGAAAUAACCUACUUAGGAAUUGGCACUGACGGUGAGCUCGAGAAUCAGGCACAUUUGGGCCAACUGUGCUGUGAUGUUGAUGCAGCAUUUGACAUUCUGGACAUCGGCUACGAAGGUGGUGACCUGCUCCUUGCAGCGGGCACCACAGGUGAUGGCGGGCUAUUUGUCCAGAAGGCUCGUGACCAUCCGCGGUGUGUCCAGAAAUUUAUGAAUUGGACCCCUGUCACCGACUCCGUUGUUGUGAAGAGUGAGGAUACGACACCUUCGGAUAUUGCAAGCGAUCGCCUUUUUGUCUGCUCUGCUUCAUCAUUCUCUCGAGGUGCAGUAGUUGAGCUGCGGCACGGCGUUGAAGCACAAAUCGGGCUCAUUGUUGCGCUGGAGGAGCUGUCUGGAACCAGAGAUAUAUGGACCAUGCCAGACGGAUCGACUGGGGGCGUUUUUGUUCUAACAUCUGACCCUAUGUCCUCACUUCUGUUGUACUUGCCUGCUGAUUUUGGAGAAGAACUUUGCGCCAUUGAUGAGGCAGAAUCUGGGCUCGACUCUAGCACACAGACCCUGGCAGCAGGAUGCACUGUAUCGGGGGCUAUCAUACAGGUGACAGACAGGACAGUAUGCGUUGGCGCAACCCCAGAGAUGCCGGGCUAUCGCUCUGAAGUCGGUCCUGGCCAGACUAUUGUGGUGGCUGCUGUUGAUGGACCGGCCUCACUCAUCGCCGCUGUUGUUAGGACGCAAGAUGAAGUACGCCUUCACUUCAAGAAACUCACAUCAGAUGGUCAGCACCAGUUGCUUGAUGUCGCUACGCCCUCGUUGAUUCAACAUGAGCCGAUUUGUAUGAUCAUGGAAAAUCUUGACUCGUCUCUGUUUCUGUUUGUAGGCACGAGCAACGGAAGGAUCUUGGUGUAUCGCCUAUCAGAAAGCAUCUCUUUCUUACUGGAAGCCACUGUCAACGUCGAGAAUGAGAACGACAUAUCGAGAGCCAUUGACAGUAUUGCUAUCAUCAAAAAUGCCGGUGAAGAAUCACUGAAAAUGUGCACUGUUCUAUGCGGUUUGCGAAGCGGUAUCCUGGUUCCAUUCGGGCUAUUACUGGACAGGGAGAGUAUUGACUCCCCCAUUGCAUUAACCCAGGUAGCGCCGCAGCACCUAGGGCACACAUCGGUAAAAGUACAGGGCAAGGGAGAGUUCGCCUUAUUGACUUGUGGACAAGGGUUCUGGCAGGCAUCUUGCACCGGCAGACUGGCCGAUUACUCACUUCAGAGGAUAUGGGUCACUGACCAGAAUAAUCCUGCAUAUCACCCAAAAAGCAUUCAUAGCUUUUCCAUCUCGAGCUCCGGGAGUCAAGACAUGGAUGGAUUUUCCAACACGCUUUUCUGCGUCGCCGAUGGACAGCUCAUGAUAUGUACCUUGGAGCAAGGGACGAAGACUGUUCCAAGGAGGAUCGACUUGCCCGGUAGCGCUAGCAGAUUAGCUUAUUCGCGAUAUCUCAAGAGCUUGAUAGUGGUUUAUUCCCAGACAGAAUACGACACAGACGCAGACCCCAUCAAGCGCUACACGCGGCCCUUCAUCGAGUUUAUCGACCCUGACAUGCAGAACUCGCUCAUCGACUCCCUCGAAAAUCCUUUGGAAGACGAUCCCCGGCCGUGGAGACCUCAAGGUGCAGCAGGAGAGAAGAUCAGCUGCAUACUGGAGUGGACGCCCAGAAAAGGGGACGAGGAAUAUCACUUUAUUGUCAUCGGCACUUCUCGCAAACAUCAGCAAGAGCGCGGCCGAGUCAUAUUCUUACAGGCAUACCGCGAUCCGUCGAAACCGUCGCGGAUCGAAUGCUCUGUGAAAUAUAUCCACAAGUUUGAGGGGCCGGUUUUCGCAAUUGCGCCAUACGGUGCGUUCACCUUGAUGGUUUCCACUGGCCAUGAAAUCGUGCCACUUGAACCAAAAUUCUCGCAGACACGAUGGGUCCGAGCGGCUAGAUACUCUGUCCUGUCUCCGGCGGUCCUCAUAACUGCCAGGGAGCCGUACCUCUACAUGACCACGUCGAGAGAAUCACUCAUGGUGCUCAAGGCCACAGAAGACAAGUUAACACUCCAUGCUUAUGAUCGUCAAAAGCAUGAUGGUCUCGCCCAUGUUUAUAUUGGUGGGAAGUUGAACCUUGUCCUCUGCUCCAGCAGAGGUGGGCGCGUGAGCCUUUUGACGGAGAAUGGUGUGACAGAGACCAACAAGAUGCUACCCACAGCUCUGUGCGAAGCACACCUUCCCUCAUCAGUGAUGAGGCUGAGCUCCGGCUCUGAUAAGUCACCUCUUUCCACUACCUCUCAAGUAUUCUAUGGUACUGCGAUGAAUGGCACAGUCUAUCGUUUCUUGACUAUUGGUGAGAAGGAGUGGCGCCUUCUACGCUUGCUGCAGGACUUAUGCAUCCGCGAUCCCAUGAUCUGCCCAUUUAUUCCCAAGAGGAGAAGACAGCGCAACCCGGUCGGGCUGAUGGACCCUCAGCCAUCUCAAAUGCAUAUUGACGGUGACGUUCUCAGCCGCUUGCUCAUACGCGGGCCUGGCUAUCUAAUGCAGAUGCUAAGUAAGGAGACGCUCGGUGGUCCGGCAGCUCCAGGAAUCCGUCCGGAGCAGGGAGUCCCCGAGCACUUUGCGGAAUUGACUAGACACGCACUGGGGGAAACAAGCGAUGCGGUUGCGAGCGUUAUGAGAUGGCUGCAGCGGAUCCUCCCGGUGGAUGUCUAA